UGUGGAGUGAGUUGAUUGCAGUUGGUCGGUACUCUGAAAUUGGGCAAGGUCAUUGGUUGAACGACACACGGCCUACGCCAAGGAGGCAGGCAGGCAGGCAGGAAGCACACAGUCAUGGCGUGACGUACACGCAGAAGAUGAAAAUGUCCACCUCUCCGUCAGUCCGUCACACUCAUCGCAUUCUCUCCCACAAACCAAAGGCCCUCGCAGUCACCUCAACAGCCUCUCCGAUAUAAAACGUAGGCAGCGAUGUGAGAUCAUGCCAAUGCACAGACCGCACAAACCACUUCCCACUGCCUUUUCCGGCCCCUCUCUCGCGUCAUUGACCGAUCAAAUCUCAUGCUCAGCCGCCCGACAACAAUCAGCACCAGGAGAGGAGAGGACGACAGAUAUAAAAUGAAGGCAGCGAUCAAAUCUGCAUACAGACAGAGAGACACCUGCCUGCCCACCCUUUCUCCCGUCUCUGCUGAGGCCCCACGCCCAAGCCGAGAGGGCCCCACCCCCAAGCCAUUCCUCCAUGUGUGUGUGGCGCGCAGUCUUGUGUGUGUGUGGCCAGCAGUCUGCUAGCAAGAGGAAACAAACUGGGUGAGUAGAUAGAGUGCCAAAGACGUCACGUUACAGACAGCAACAGGUGAUGAACCAUGCACCCUCGCAGCAAAGGACACGCCGAGAGAGAGGGGCCCACCUUCCACCCCCACCCGCAGCAUCCAUCCAUCCAUCAAUGCCUGCCUCCCUCCCUCCAUCGUCCCCCUAUCCAUCUGUCUAUCUACCGUGUGUUGGUGUUGUGUCUGUGGUGCGGUGCCUCAGUGGUGGUGGCGGUCCCGGAUCCUUUGGCGCCAGUGCUCCGCGGAGGAGCGAUCCGUGCGGUUCUCGACGGCUGAGCAACCACACACAACAGACACAUUAGUAAAAGACACAUGGGUUUGUAUGGAUGCGUUCAUUCGUGCAAAGAAAAUGUACUCAUUCAUUCAUUCAUUCAUUCAUAUGUGUGCUUACACGGGUGCUGGUCACGGGUGUUGGUGUUGGUGUCCGUGCGGUAGGUGGGCGUGGGACUGGGUCGCGCAUCUGAUGAACGGAUGAACGGCAAACACACACACACAGUACAAACAGUCCAUACAUCGCUGUUUCCCUUCCCUUGUCCCUUUCUCUCCGUUGCUUUGCUUACACGGCCUGAACCGGUUCUCCGUCCUCAUGCUCCGUACCACCUGCACAUGGCGGUGGCGCUGGCGGCGGCUGGCGGGCUGUGUGCUCUGCGGUGCCGGUGGUGCGGACCAUGCGUUGUGGGUGGGAGGGGGGGCGCGCGGAGGGGCGGGGGGGCCGGCGGGGUCGUCGACAACCACCACAACGGGCAGGGUGAGGGGGCGACGGAGCUGCGAGGCCCUGGCGUAGGGGUUGGUGCGCACGGAUACCCCAUUUAUGAGGAGGUCUAGGGGAGUGAGGCGGCGCGACAUUGCUUCUGCGAAGGCCUGCGAACACACACACACACACACACACACACAUGGCAGAGAGAGCACAUGGUAUGCCGUGAAUGUCUGUCUGCUCGGUCUGUGGGGUGGGUGAGUGGGUGCAUCUGGCGGCCUGGCUGCCUGGCUGCACUCACUGCAUACGCACAUCCAACGAAUCGGAUGCAUUCCAUUCCAUUCCCCUCCCUCAUGGCUUACUAUCUCAAUCAAGUCGUCGGUACGCAU
Molecule: messenger RNA, 1688 nt
Organism: Vitrella brassicaformis
Lineage: Eukaryota; Vitrellaceae
Source: the annotation of a GenBank genome assembly